Messenger RNA from Diatraea saccharalis (sugarcane borer), 2669 nucleotides. Lineage: Eukaryota; Metazoa; Arthropoda; Insecta; Lepidoptera; Crambidae. The record is from the annotation of a GenBank genome assembly.
GAACUCGAUAUUUACUAAAGGGAAUGUUUUGAAGGGAAGAAAAUCGUGUUAUCUAUACGGAUGAAAAGCUACCAGAAAGCCAGUUUAAAGUAAAACUUCUUAGAUGUUAUUAUUUUUGAAAAUUUGUACUAUAAGGUAUCUCGCUUAACAAGAACCACUGUUUAUGCUGAGUGGAUGCUAGAGUGAAACACCAACUAUAACACAUCUCAAUUACAUUCAAUUCGAUUUUUAUCGAUCCAGCAAUCAAAAACAGUGGAACUUACAGUAUCUUAUUUAUAAAUUUACUUUUAAAUAUUACUACGAUUUCAGAGCGUAGAUGGAAAGAUAAUUAAAUAUUUUGGAAUUAUGUAUAAUAAAAAAAAACUCGUUUAAAAAUACAAUGGAAUCUAAAAUAACAUUUUUGUUUACAUAAUCAUUGAGAUACAGUGACAUGCAAUAUUAGCGACAACGAUUGAACCGAUUUGAGUUAUUAAAAAAUUACUCCUGCGUAAACAGCUUAAAUAUUUUAAUAAUUGAUUGGGAUAAGAAUUGACGUCAUGAUACAAAUAUAAUUACAAUGCCAAAUUGAAUAGUAAACAAUGGUUGCUAUAGUAACGUUUUAUUUCCAUACAAAUUUCCACUGCCAUUUUUAACCCUUUAAGGGCCGUUAUUUUAGGAUAAAAUAUGUCUUACUACCUUUCUGGGAUUUUAAAGUACUUCCUAAACGAUAUCCUUAAAAACUAUAUUGGUAUCGACAUUUAUCAAUUGAAUAGCAAAAUACUCUUAUUACUUAUUAUUAUUAAGAAAUUGAAGCUGUCACGAUUUGCCAUUAUUUGCUUCAAUUUUGCACCCAUUGUUUGCUUUAAUAGACAAAUUAAAACUGUUUGUUCAAACAAAAAAAUAUUUAAGAAGAGUCAAUGAAACAUUGUUUUACAGAUAAUUAUUUUUAGAAACACUACAACAAUGUAACUCUAAUCUUAUUUUAUUGCUCUUAUUAUGAGUUUACCUACACGUCAUGCGCCUUAUCGUUCUCAAAUACCUUGCUACUGCUUCUUACUUUCAGUUUGAAACCACUAUGCGUACAGAACGUUCAUUACCAAUCUUAGUUUACACAGCAAUUAGAUAAUUUUAAAUUAUAUAUAUUUUUGGAUUCAAGAAUGAGUAAAAUAUGAGCGAGCAAGAUAAGACCCGAAAUGAAUUUACAAAACCUCCGUUGUCAGAAUCUAGCACUUCGAGUAAUUUAACACCAGGAGUAUACUAUCCUCGACAAAAGAUUUUAAAUCCAGUCCGUCGUGUCACAGUUGGACAGAGAAAACCUCGAGCAGUUUUAAAGAAUGGAGAAAUCAAUUCUGAGAAGUUUUCAAAUCAGAAGCUCAGUUUGUCCUGUUUGUGGUUUGUCUCUUUAGUGGAAGCUAGAUGGAGGUGGACCUUUAUAAGUUUUUUUUUAGCAUUCACUGGCAAUUGGUUGUUUUUUGGUUUUACUUACUGGUUUAUAUCUGUUGCUCAUGGAGAUUUAACUGAAGACCAUCUUCCUCCCAACCAGAGUAUCUCAAAUUGGACUCCUUGCAUUGAAAACAUUUAUGGUUUCACGUCAACCUUUUUAUUUAGUGUAGAAGUUCAUACGACAGUAGCUUAUGGUAAGCGAGCAAUCACACUUCAAUGUCCUGAUGCCAUUUUUGCAAUGUGCCUCCAAUGUAUUAUGAGUUCUAUAUUCCAAGCUUUUAUGAUUGGAAUCCUGUUUGCCAAACUGACUAGACCAAAAGCUAGAACUCAAACGAUACUAUUAAGUAAGCACGCCACAAUAAGCCUUAGGGACGAAAAACUGUGCAUGAUAUUAAGAAUUGGUGAUAUGAGAAAAUCAAGGAUAUUAAAUAUUAAAGCUGACAUGUUUAUUAUAAGAUUACAAGACGAUAUGAAUUAUUUGGACAACAGUGAACAAAUUGAACUUCAUACAGAUAUGGAUAAUUGCGAGUCUAGUUUCUUUUUAUGGCCAGUUUCCGUUGUUCAUACAAUAGACGAAUCUAGUCCCUUAUAUAAAAUGUCAGCCGCAGAUCUCUUAUGUGGAAACAUAGAAAUAUUAGUUGUUUUUGAAGGUAUAAUUGAAUCAACUGGUCAACCUAUACAAGCAAGAUCGAGUUAUUGUGAAAGUGAUAUAAUAUGGGGUCAUAGAUUUGUUCCAAUGUUUAGUUAUGACGAAGAGAAGGAAAUUUACGAUGUAGAUUUUUCAAAGUUAAGCGAAACAAAACAAUUCGAUACACCUUUAUGUUCGGCUUUCGAAUAUGAAACUUUUAUAUCAAAUAAAAAUGCUACAACUGAAGAUAAAAAAUCUACAAAAAUAAAUAGAUGACACGAAGAAGUUAAAGAUGUAAUUAGUACUUCUACAAAUAAAGAAAUAAUUAUACAUGAAGUAAAUAAUAUGUUAGAUGAAUAUUUUAUAUUGAACCUUCUUUUCUAUGUUUAUGAAAUCAGAAUUUAUUGUAUUUAUAAGUAUGACAUCCAUAUUAUUUGCAAGAGUAAAGUCAAGUGAAUCUAUAAAUAAAAUUAAAAUUAAGAUUAUUAUUUGUAAGGAAUCCAAAUAUAUGUCAUAUUAUGUAGCAACUAGUUAAAGAAGCCGUUCGAUUGGAUGAUUAACCCCUUAAUAAGUCGCAUCCUUUAAUAACAUAGUUCGUUUUCUAGGUUUAAUUAAACAU